Eucalyptus grandis is the source of this 1229-nucleotide messenger RNA. RefSeq names its product cycloartenol-C-24-methyltransferase-like. The record is from RefSeq and is a predicted model, not a curated record. Bases 52 to 1092 code for a protein of 346 amino acids. The transcript is spliced from 13 exons. Gene Ontology annotation, cellular component: endoplasmic reticulum. Gene Ontology annotation, molecular function: sterol 24-C-methyltransferase activity. Lineage: Eukaryota; Viridiplantae; Streptophyta; Magnoliopsida; Myrtales; Myrtaceae. Gene Ontology annotation, biological process: sterol biosynthetic process.
UUGCUUUAGGUAGAUAUAUAUAGGCAGUGAGUUUGUUGCCGGUGGCUGAUAAUGGCAAAAAUUGGAGCACUGGAUCUGGCAGCCGGUCUUGGCGGAACCAUUGGUAAAAGCCAGGUCCUCUCCGCCGUUGACAAGUACGAGAAGUAUCAUGCCAGCUACGGAGGCAAAGAGGAAGAAAGGAAAGCUGAGUACAGUGACAUGGCCAACAAAUAUUAUGAUCUUGUUACCAGCUUUUAUGAGUAUGGCUGGGAAGAGUCCUUCCAUUUCGCACACAGAUGGAAAGGGGAGUCUCUACGAGAGGGCAUGAAGAGACACGAACACUUCAUCGCGUCACAGCUAGCCUUAAGACCAGGAAUGAAGGUGCUGGAUGUAGGUUGCGGAAUUGGUGGACCACUCAGGGAGAUAGCACGAUCCAGCUCCACAUCCAUUACGGGAUUAACCAACAACGAGUACCACAUUAAAAGGGGAGAGGAACUGAACCGCAUCGCCGGUGUUGACAAGACAUGCAACUUUGUUAAUGCUGAUUUCAUGCGUAUGCCAUUCUCCAGCGAUACUUUCGAUGCAGCUUUUGCUAUAGACGCUACAUGCCAUGCACCCGAUGCUUGUGAAUGUUACAAGGAGAUCUACAGAGUACUGAAGCCUGGUCAGUAUUUUGCCGCAUAUGAGUGGUGUAUGACCGAUUCCUUUGAUCCAAACAACGAAGAGCACCAAAAGAUUAAGGCCGAAAUCGAGAUUGGAAAUGGUCUUCCAGACAUCAGGCUGACCAGGCAGAUCAUUGAAGCUCUAGAGCGAGCAGGUUUCGAGGUCAUAUGGGAGAAAGAUCUAAGUCCUGACUCUUAUAUCCCUUGGUAUGCACCUAUGGAUAAAAACCGUCUCUCGCUGAGUAACUUCCGCACGACGGCUCUUGGGCGUUGGAUUACUACAACCAUGGUCAAGGCACUCGAGGGUGUGGGGCUAGCCCCGGAAGGAAGCCUCAGGGUUAAAAAAUUCCUGGAACAAGCUGCUGAGGGCUUAUAUGAAGGCGAAAGGAGAGAAAUCUUAUCGCCCAUGUACUUCUUCGUGGCUCGGAAGCCUGAAUCCAAGAGUCCGUGAUGCGGGGACAACAAAGAAAUGGGAAAUUAUCAUGUUUCAAUUUGAUCUCGAUACUCUUGCUUUCUUCUGCCACAUUGAUCUUGAUACUUUCAAAUGGUGAAAUGGGCUUGAAACAUCAAUUUAUCACUCUUUUUUUC